Morchella importuna is the source of this 876-nucleotide messenger RNA. RefSeq lists its product as uncharacterized. NCBI's taxonomy places the organism in Eukaryota, Fungi, Ascomycota, Pezizomycetes, Pezizales, Morchellaceae. The record is from RefSeq and is a predicted model, not a curated record. The coding region runs from base 1 to 876 and encodes 291 amino acids. The transcript is spliced from 4 exons.
AUGGCAUCUGCUAGCACCGACUCAGUCGCCCAAAACAUUACAGAAGUGAACAGAAAGUUCUUCAACGAUCAGGCAGAGAACUACAGCACUAAUGCCUCGCAUCAGGAGGUAAUCCGGAUUGUCGGAGACGAAGUCCUCAGACGUAAGGAAUGGUCUGGAGUGGCUUGGGAUGAGGAUAAUACUCGUUUACUGGACUACGCUUGCGGGACGGGUCUGUUCUCGAAGGUUCUGGCUCCGUACACAAAGCAGCUCAUUGGUAUGGACCUCUCUGAGGGUAUGGUGGACAUAUUCAAUAGAUCGGUCCAAAAUCAAGGAAUACCAAGUGAAGAGAUGCGCGCUAUUGUAGCCGACCUAUGCGCCGAUGAGCUCGACCCAGUGUUGUCCGACCCUGGUUACCUUGAUUUCGACGCUGUUAUUAGCACCUUUGCAUUGCACCAUUUCAGCGAUGCCCCGCUUGCCAUCAACCGUUUAGUCGAGCGCCUUAAAAAAGGAACUGGUGUAUUGUUGAUUAUUGACUUCAGGACACAUGAUCCAGUGGUCCUUCAUGGAACUCGCUCGCACGAUCAACACCAAUAUAGCGAUGAACACCAACAUCAUACACAUGGGAGCCACGCGGAUAACCAGCAUCAAGGUCUUGAGGAGUCCGAAAAAACUGAAAACCCUGUGAAAUUGCACUCGGGACAUCACACCGUGACCUAUAACGGAUUUUCCGACGAAGAAAUCAAACGUUGGUAUGGGGGAGCCGGUCUUGUAGACAUUGAUAUUGUUGAUGUUGGGCCUGGAACAGGUGUAACCACAGUUGUCAAGGACCCUAAGACAGAGGAGGUGAUUAAGAUGCAGAGGGGCGUAUUUAUGGCAAAGGGAAGGCGUGCUUGA